UUCAGUUUUGACAGUUGUAAUAGUGGUCAUCUUAUAUUUUUUACCUCCUUGCAUUUUGAUACAAAAUAUUUAUUUAUUCGCAAAGUGGUAUUACGUGAACAAGAUGAAAAUAAGGGCCCACGCAUAUCGAGAACGGUGGAAUGCGACCCGCUAGCUCAAACUGAUAUGUCCACAAGAAGCGCCGUGAACGCAAUCCGCGCCCGCCGGGGCCACAAGGAGCGCUCCAAGAACUUCACCGAACUGGAGAAGAGGACCGUGUUAGAGCUGAUAGCACGCCAUCGUGACGUGCUGCGGCAAGGCCGGUCCAACAACGCCACCAACCGGAGCAAACAGCUGGUGUGGUCCACGAUAUGCGAGGAGGUAAACAAGCGCUGCGGCGGCGAGAGACCGCGCACUCCCGCGCAGGUCAAGAUGUGGUACGAGAACUAUAAGAAGAAGUGCAAGAUGCGCGCACACGACUCGCAGCCACCUCAACCCGACGCGCCUGGCUUACUGGAUGGCAUGCUCUGGCAGAAUAUUCAUCCGUUAGAAGUUAAAGAUGACGAUGAAGCAGCGACCAGUGAGCAAGGCGCGCACAGCGUGAAAGACGAUGACCUACCCGUUAACAUGACCAACGGCCGACUAUCAAGCACGAACGACAGCGACGAUACGACCCCCAACCCCCUCGAGCCGCACGUCACCAUCAUCCACUCCCCCUCCCCCAAGCUCCCGCACCCCCUUACCAUCCCCAUCCUAAACCCCCUCGCCAUGGAGCAAGCGCGGCUGCAACAAGACUUUCUGCUCAAACUGAAUGAGCUGUCGAAUACGCCCCUGAAUUUAAGCCAUUUGGAGGGGAGGAAUGGCGAUGUGAGAGAUAGGGAGGAGAAGGAGGGGGGAAAUGCGACGGAGGAAGAGAGAUUAUAUUUCACCGCCAAACGCCAGCACGCCAUAUGGGAGCACGAAGCCAAGAUGAAGAUCCUCAACAUGGAGCUCAAACAGAAGGAGGAAAUCUUCUCACUGCAAAAGCAACUUUUCCUCAUCGAGCUCAGGUUGAAAAUGGACUUCCUCGAAAAGGCCAGUGGUAAAUAAAAACUCUUAGAAAAAAACCUUGAACGCCAAUGUCGUCUAUAGACGACACUUUUGACCGCUAUGAACGCCAAGACCCACUAAAGUUACCUCACAGUUACCGCCUGUCAAGAACGCGACCAGUCAACCUGUUUAUCUCACUCACUAGCGUGGUAAGAGUUCGCCUACACGGGCUUAAGACUGUGUGUGUAGGAACGCGUUUCUUUCAUAUAUUUGAUCGCCAGUGUCCGAGGUGUGCCGUCGUGCCCACCACGCCAAAAAACACUAAAGUGGCUAUGGCGUACACUUUCAAAACAAUUGUCCAACAGUCAUUUUACUAAUUUUAAGCAGAAUCGAUUCGCGUCGAAUCGAGUCCUUAUACGUUUAAAUGCGAUUCGACGCGUCGCUAAUGGACGCAGUUUCAUAAGAAAUGCUAAAGACGAAUAUGAGACUCGACUCGACGAGCCUAGUGGACGCCAGGCUGUAGAGGUAUUGACCUGUGGGUCACAUUUUAACGCGAGAGGCAAAACGUUCAAAAGGUUAAUGUCUAUAGACACGCACGGAUAUGUAAUAUUACAUUCGUGCAUUCCGAUAUGAAUUUCAAUAACUUGUUUAGAUGUGGAUUAAUUGUUUAAAACACCACUGUCUUUUAUACGCGACAAUUAACGAAGGUUUAUUAAAAUGCUCCUAAACACAUUGUUAUUAAGAAUACAUUUGCGUGUUGAUUUAGGCGGAUUAGAACUUUUUUUUGUGAACUCUUAGUCCGUUUUCACAGUAUCCGAUCCGAUAUCAGAUGUCGGAAGGAUUUCAAUGGAAAAAAUCCAAGAAGGCGCCUGUAAUGUAUGGGAUAGCGGUCCUACAUCCGAUAUCGGAUCGAAUAAUGUGAAAACGCACUUAUGCCUAGUAUUUACUUGAAAGUCACACAUAAGUGACGGCUUGCAAGGGGUUCAGAGAUUUAUUGAUUUUAUUGUCAAUGGCUCCUUAGUAAACAUAUGCGCCUUCAAAAAAUGGAGCAUUGCCGUGAAAUACAUUACGAAUCUAAAAAAAUCUCGUAAAAUUCUUCCUUAUUCGAUUCAGAAAAUGAUAUUUAAUUUUUGUUGCAUGCAUUAUUAUUGAAUUAUUAAAUUUAUAUACAGGAAGAUCGGCGCAUAAUUAUGUUUAGUAACUAAUAAUAUGGUGUAAAGCCAUUUUUUUUUUCAUUUAUUAUAGCAAUGCAAUCUAGUUUUAAUGUGCCAUUUUCUCAUAAGUUUCCUUAUUAUAUGAAAGGCAUACAAUGACUGAAGUGUAUUUUAAAUAGCUUCAGUAUUUUUAAAAGUGAUAUUGCCAUAACUUGGUUUUUUAACUUAAUGUGCAAUAAUUUUAUUAUUGACAGCAAUAAUAUAAUUUUAUUUGUCUGUUGAAGGAAAGUUAGGUAUACGGAAUGGUAAAAUUCGGUGCGAUUUGGAAAUUAUAAACUAUAUAUUUUUUAUAUAAAGACUUAAUUUUAUUUAGCUAUUUUUCGGCAGCUAGCAAUUGAAUGUGCCAAUAUUUUAUGAUAAAUAAGUAUAUUAUUUGCAACCUUUAUCUGUACGAUAUUUUUACGGUGUUAAUAUUUGAAAUAACUUUUAAAUAAAAGUUUUUUAAACUGACUUGAAACAAAUUCGCACCGAAUGGGUAAAAAUGUGAUCAAAAAUAUCGUUAUUAUUUUUUCUAAUAUAUUUUCGCAUAGCGUUUUAUUUUGUAUCGUUUUACUUUUUAGCAUAGACGUAUAAUGUGCUUAAGCAACCAUUUUCCGCCAUGUUGAUUUUUAUAGUAUUAUAUUUUAUAUGUUUUUAAGGCAGCUUUGAUAAAAAGGUAUAUUUAAAAAAUGAAAAACUGCCAAAUAAUAUAGCGGAUUUGUUACUUUUUAGUACUUAGAAAUGUUAAGUUUUCAAUAGAAUAUAUAGCCCGUCAAACGAAUUUAAAUAUCGACAGUUAGAAAACAAAUUUAAAUACAGCGAAAACGAUGUUUUUAUUCUGUAAGAAUAUUGACUUAGCAAAUAAUUCUAACCUCAAAAAUCUUAUGAACAUAAUAAGUACCUACAUAUAAGUUUUUAUCUGUUGAUGUUUAAGAUGGGUCUUCGUAAUAUUGUCAAAAUAACGUGAAAAAACCUAGUCUUACGGUUAUAUGAAGUAGUUAUUAUAAAAAAAGUAUUUAUUAUGAAUAAGUACUGUAAAUGUUAGGAAAAUUGGCUAAUCGUAUUAGUGGUCAUUGCGAAAACUGUCAUAUUUUAUUGACAUCAAAGAUUAGGGCAGUUUUUUUCCUAUUUUUGAUGAAUAUAUUGAGCGCCAAGCGUCUAUCACAUUACAUAUUUGAAUUAUAUGAAAACUAUGCAUUCAGGUUAUAUAUAAAAAGUAAAAUUGUACUUUGCUAACCUACAACAAAAAUACGCAGAUGGAUGUCCAAUGACGCCCAAAGCGUGUUCUACCGACGUGAUAAGACGUCUUUGGCGCUCAAAAGCGAAAAAAUGCGUUUGAUUUAUAUAUCCGUAGAUAUAGCUAUUCGUAACGCAAGUGACAAAAUUUUAACUACUUCAAAUAACUAGCACAUUACAGCCCUUUAUAUUAAACCUCUUUUUUGGGCUGAAUAGUGCUAAAGUCAGAAAAUGUGCCAAUACACAGAAAAUUGUUGAUAUAUAAGAAAAAGUAGUUAUUACAUAAAUAAAUACUUUUAGGUCUUUUAUAGGCGACCAACACUAAAAGUAUUUAAUAUCUGUCACAUAUAUAUGACAAGUGUUGGACCCUUGAAGAUCUUUUUGCGUUUCAUGAUAUAUGAAAAAUUUAAUGAUUAAAUAUAGAAGAAAAAUACGUAAUAACGUAGAGAAAAAUGUAUUAAGUAAUGUACAGUAUGAUAUUAUUUUUUGUAGUUACUAUUAAAGUUAGAACGAAAUAAAUUUACAGUACAAAAAAGUAAUUUUCAAUAAAAAAAAAUACCUCAUGUUAACAGUGUAUUGUAAUGAUAAAAAAAUAGUUGAAUAGUUGUAAAAAAAGGAAAUUUUAGAACCAUUUUUUAUGGAGGCGACCUACACCUACCAUUUUUUUCAGUUUUAUUUUUAACAUUAUUGUAUCCUAAGGGGUUGUCAUAUUCUCCAUAGUUAAUAAUAGACUAACAUUUUUUUUUUUCAACAAAACAAAUUUAUAUUUGCGGUCGGAACAUGCAUUGAUUGUGUGUUAACAACAUGCAGUUGUUUUUUUUCACAACCGCAAAUAUAAAAUUGUACUCAUUUAAAACCAUAGAUAAUAAUCGUUGCUCAAUGUACUCUGGCAACCCUUUAAAGUUAGUACAUUUCAUAGCAAUAAUUUGGCAUCAGUUACUAUGUGAUGUAAUUAAGAUCUCAGUACAGUAAAUAUUGUAAAAUGUCGAUAAAAGUUACCAUUAUAUUUUAAACAAUAAAUAAAAUAACCAUUGAAAAAAGUAUUAUGCAUUAAUUGUGUCGUUAUCUGGGUAAAGGGAUCUUGUUGUCGAUGGCGCUUACGUCCCGCGGCGUCGUAUUUGUACACGAACAUCGCUCAUAACGCCGUAAGCGCCAUCGACAAUAGGUCCCUUUACCCAGAUAAUGUCACAAUUUUGGUUCAUCUGCCCAAAUGACUUAUGAUAAUACUGACAUUUUAGUUUUAAUGUUUUAUGUCAGAAAAAAAAAGAGUAUGGUGACUUUUGACGAUAUAAUCCAGUUCAGUGUUAAUUGAAAGUAUUGAAAUUCUUUUCUAAUAUUCUAGUUUUAAACAAUCUGACAAUUCGAUAUUAUUGAAAUUAAUAAAGAAUUUAUUUUCUGUU
Molecule: messenger RNA, 4837 nt
Organism: Leguminivora glycinivorella
Lineage: Eukaryota; Metazoa; Arthropoda; Insecta; Lepidoptera; Tortricidae
Source: RefSeq, a predicted model, not a curated record